Metarhizium album ARSEF 1941 is the source of this 1866-nucleotide messenger RNA. RefSeq names its product sorting nexin-41. The record is from RefSeq and is a predicted model, not a curated record. The coding region runs from base 1 to 1866 and encodes 621 amino acids. NCBI's taxonomy places the organism in Eukaryota, Fungi, Ascomycota, Sordariomycetes, Hypocreales, Clavicipitaceae. Gene Ontology annotation, molecular function: phosphatidylinositol binding. The transcript is spliced from 5 exons. Gene Ontology annotation, biological process: retrograde transport, endosome to Golgi.
AUGUGGAACGACGAGGAUAACAACCCCUACGGGACCAGCUUCGACCGCCGCGACUCGCAGACGUCAUCCUCCAUAAAUCCGGCGUCGCCAUCUUCUCGAGAUUACCGAUCCUUCGACGCUCCCCGAACCCCAACGUCAGGCAGCGAAGAUGAUGAGCCAAUCUUUAGCCAAGCGACUGCUGGCCCCCGGCAUGAGAGUCACGAUCAUGCGGCGCCUCCAGACGAGCCCGUUCAAAAGAGAAAGCCUGGGGGCUAUACAAGCCGCAUCGAACAGAUACUAUACGAAAACCCAAGCAUGCCCAUCUUGAUCACGGAUGCGGGCAAGAGUUUGGAAAGCGGAGGUCGAUACAUAGUGUACACUAUCCGAACCGGGGAUCUAGAAGUUCGACGACGUUACUCCGAAUUCGCGUCACUCAGAGACGCUCUGACUCGAUUGCACCCCACUCUCAUUAUUCCGCCGAUUCCUGAAAAACACACCAUGGCAGACUACGCUGCCAAGCCAACCAGUGCCAAGCAGGAUCAGCAGAUAAUUGACCUUCGAAAGCGAAUGUUGGCAGUCUUCUUGAAUCGCUGUCGCCGUAUGGAAGCAAUCCGAGACGAUGGUGUAUGGUGGCGGUUUCUCGACCCGAAUGCUAGCUGGAGCGAGGUACUACAUUCACAUCCCAUAUCUUCCAUUCCCAAGGCCAUUCUCAAGGCUCCUCCAUUGGACACAGCGAAUCCAACACCGGCACAUAAUUUCCUUCCGGUGCCUUCCACCUCAGCCAAGCUCAAGACAACAGCCGGCGCGACUUAUGACAUCAAUCCCUCAGUACCACAAACCGGGACACAUGUCAUAGGCCGCUUCCCUCCGGAUUCUACGACGCAGAACGAACACGAUCUGGACCCUUACUUCAUAUCUUACGAGGCUUCCAUCAAGGAACUCGAGCAACUUCUCAUGGGACCCAUGGAGAAAGUCAAUCGCCGAACUCUUUCUCAUCUUUCAUCCCUUGCGGCAGAUCUUUGCGAGCUAGGCUCGCGUUACAAUGCAUUUGCCUUGUCUGAGCAGGCUCCUUCACUGGGUCCUGCAAUUGAGCGAAUCGGCCAGGCGGCUGACUUGUCGUAUAUUGCCACCGAGGAGUUAGCCGGGUCCCUUGGCGCAAGCUUCGCCGAGCCAAUGAGAGAAAAUGCCCAAUUUGCUGGUGUCGUCAAGAGCGUGCUCAGAUACAGAGUACUGAAAAGAGUUCAGCAGGAUCUCACGACAGAAGAACUGGCUAAGAAGAGGGGACUGUUGGAGCAGCUGGAACAAAGCGAGACGGAAGCGAGGCGAAUCGAACAAUACCUGUCCAGCAGCCAGCAACAAUCCCUCCCGCCGAAGCGAUCCACGAGUCUAAAAGAGCCGUCGUCUCAGCAUAGGCGCGAUACGGGACAAGACGACACCGAAUCCAUCGACUCAGACUUUCCUCCAACUCAUGGGGAUUUCUCCUCGCCGACGCCAUCCGCCAGCCAGGGCCUCCCUGAGCGUAGCGCCAGUGUGUCUCAUAAGAAAGCACCUAGCAGUAACUCCAUCACGAACAAAAUAUUCGGGCCUCUGCGACACGCUAUACAGGGGGUCGCAGAUGUUGAUCCUGAGCGGACGCGACGCGACACCAUCGGUAAAACCCGAGAAUCGAUUGCCCAAUUAGAGAAGGCUCAAAUAGUUUCAGAACGGGAUGUUAAGGAGGCGAGCGCGAGUGUAUUAAGAGACUUGAAGAGAUUCCAGAAAGACAAGGAAGACGAUCUCAAGCGGUACAUGCUAGCAUAUGCAAAGAGCCAAAUUGAAUGGGCCAAGAAGAGCAAACAACAAUGGGAAGAGGCACGGACAGAAGUUGACAAGAUAGAUGAAAAUUAA